AAUGUCCGUAACGUGCUCUUAAGUUUGUAAAGCCACUUGAGAAUGAAAAUGGGGAAUCAGGACACCACAGGCGACACGUUGCAGGAGGCGCCAGGGAGAAAAGGGAAAAGCACAGGUUUCCUCCAGGAUGGGAGCCUCAAGGAAUUCUUGCAUAGGUUUCCAGGAGGGCAGGUGAAGCAGGAGCCAGGCGAGGAGCCGACAGAGGACACAUGGCAGGAGCUCCUGAAGAAAAUGGAGUUUCCUUUGUCCGAGUGCAGGAAGCCACAGUUGCCCGAGGAGCCGUGGGACGACGUGAAGUCUUUCCUGGCCUCUUUCGAACGAGUGGCCGAAACCUACCGGUGGCCCAGGGAAGAAUGGGUGGCCCGAAUCCUGCCGGCCCUUACAGGAGAUGCUGAGUUGGCCUUCAGUGGGCUGGAAGGCAAAGACAAAGAGGAUUAUGGGAAAGUGAAGGUGGCCAUCUUGAGAGCGGAGGCCAAGAACAGGGAAGAGCAACGGCAACGUUUCAGAUGCUUCUGCUACCAGGAGGCCGAGGGGCCCAGAGGGACGUACAUACGGCUCCGGGGACUUUGCUACGGGUGGCUGAAGGUGGAGAGGCACUCGAAGGAGCAGAUCCUGGAGCUGCUGAUCCUGGAGCAGUUCCUGGCCAUCCUGCCAGCGGAGAUCCAGAGCUGGGUCAAAGAACAAGGCCCAGAGGCUUGUCCCCAGGCGGUGUUGCUCGUCGAGGAUUUCCUGCUGAGGCCACGAAAGGCCAAGGGGCAGGAGAAACAGGAGUCCCCGAAGACGGUUGAGUCUCCUCACUCAGGCUGGAAAAUGCCACAGUGGUCGGAGGAGCCCGCGCCAUGGGAUGACAUGAAGGCCUUCCUGGCCUCCUUUGAGCAAGUGGCCCAAGCCUGCCGGUGGCCCCCAGAAGAAUGGGCAGCCCGGCUCCUGCCUGUCUUCAGAGGAGAAGCCGAGAGGACCUUGAGCAACCUGGAGGCCAGAGACAAAGGGGAUUAUGGGAAGGUGAAGGCAGCCAUUUUGCGACAGGACGCCAUCAGGAGGGAGAAGAACCGCCAACACUUCAGGCACUUCUGCUACCAGGAGGCCGAGGGCCCGAGAGGGGCUUACUGUAGACUCCAGAAACUUUGUAGGGGGUGGCUGACGGUCGAAGGACACACCAAGGAGCAGAUCUUGGAUCUGCUGAUCCUGGAGCAGUUUCUGGCUGUCCUGCCACCGGAGAUGCAGACCUGGGUCAGGGGACAGGACCCAGAAAGCUGCUCCCAGGCGGUGGCCCUGGCUGAGGAGUUCUUGCUGAGGCGGCAAGAGGCCGAGAGAGAGGAGAAACAGGUGAAACUAUUUCCCUAUGUGCGGCACAGGGCCAGGGAUGAGAGAAAAGUGGCGUUGGAGGAGGAGGAGGAGGAAGAGGAGGAGGAGGAAGAUGCAAAUUUCUCGGAUGCAGGGCAAUCUCCGUGGGACUCCGAAGAAGGGCACCUGUGUGUGGUAAUCAAACAGGAAGUUGAGGAUGGAGAGGCCAGUCCUUCUGUAGAUAUGUGCAAGACUGAAAAUGAGGAGGAACCAAGCGAAGCGUCUGUGGAAAGAUUUGAGGAUGCUGGGAAUACGUGCCCGGUGUGUGGGAAAAACUUCAGCUGCAAAUCGGACCUUAACAGACACCAGAGAACCCACACAGGAGAGAAACCAUUUCGAUGCUUCGAGUGCGGAAAGAGCUUCAGUCGGGGCGACUACCUUAUUCUGCACCAAAGGCUUCACAGAGGGGAGAAACCCUAUAAGUGCUCAGAGUGUGGGAAGGGCUUCUAUCGAAGCACACGCCUUAUUUCACAUAAGAGAAUCCACCUAGCGGAGAAGCUGUACAAAUGCUCCGGCUGCAGCAAGAGCUUCUGCGAUCAGUCCAGACUUAUGCAACAUAAGAGGACGCAGCACUCAAGCGAGAGGCCGUAUAAAUGUUCAGAGUGCGGAAAGAGCUUCAUUCGGAAAGCACACCUUACUAGACAUCAAAGAAUCCACACAGGCAAGAUACUAUACAAAUGCUUAGAGUGUGACAGGAGCUUCAGUUGUAGCAAGCAUCUUAUUUCACACCAAAGAAUCCACACAGGAGAGAAGCCGCAUAAAUGCCUGGCGUGUGGGAAGAGCUUCAAUUUCAGCGGGAACCUUACUUCGCACCUGAGAAUGCAUACAGGAGAGAAACCAUUUGAAUGCUCGGAGUGCGGGAAGACUUUCAGUCGGAGUGCCCACCUCACUUUACAUCAGAGAACCCACACAGGGGAGAAGCCAUACAGCUGCUUGGAGUGCGGAAAGAGCUUCAGUCAGAGCAGCAACCUUACUUCCCACCAGAGAAUCCACACAGGGGAGAAGCCUUAUAAAUGCUCAGUUUGUGACAAGAGCUUUGGCCGGGGUGACUCUCUUAUUUCCCAUCAAAAAACCCACGUGGCAGAAACCGUAUAAGUGCCCAGAGUGUGGGAAGAGCUUUUUGCCAAAAGCACGCACCUUAUUUCACACGAGAAAGUUCGCAGACGAGGGAGGAACCGCAGGGAAAAUGCUGUGCCGUCAAUGCUUGGAACUGGGAAACAGCUUUGGCAAAAAGACAACUACACCACAAAGAAUGCAAAUCUCUGAAAACCUCCUGCUUGUUCUCAUUUGCUCCACUGAAACAUACAUAGUGAAUAAAGUUAGAAAAGGUUUAUCAAAGGAUAUAAUCUUUAUUAUAGUGU
Molecule: messenger RNA, 2705 nt
Organism: Lacerta agilis (Sand lizard)
Lineage: Eukaryota; Metazoa; Chordata; Lepidosauria; Squamata; Lacertidae
Product: zinc finger and SCAN domain-containing protein 12-like
Exons: 4
Coding region: 43-2439 (798 amino acids)
Biological process (GO): regulation of transcription by RNA polymerase II
Molecular function (GO): DNA-binding transcription factor activity; RNA polymerase II cis-regulatory region sequence-specific DNA binding
Source: RefSeq, a predicted model, not a curated record